Messenger RNA from Peromyscus maniculatus bairdii (prairie deer mouse), 2446 nucleotides. The record is from RefSeq and is a predicted model, not a curated record. NCBI's taxonomy places the organism in Eukaryota, Metazoa, Chordata, Mammalia, Rodentia, Cricetidae.
CUUUCCCCGGAGACCGAACCGAGCUCCUUCGAGGUAGAAGUUUUGGCCGCCGCAGCACCCGCCUUGGGGCGCCCAGGUGUCCCCCACGAAUGCACUUGGUACGGCCCGGGGAUUCCCCGCCGCCGCCGCCGCCCUGACGUCAAGGAGUCCCCGGGAAGCCCCGCCCCCGAGCUCGGCUCCGGCGAGAGCUGUGCGCCGCGGCCGGGGACUGGGCGGCCAUGGCGGGACCCGGCGCCCCCGGCGGUCCCUCCGCGCCCGCCGCCGUCUGGAAGCGCCACAUCGUGCGGCAGCUGCGGCAUCGGGACCGCACGCAGAAGACGCUCUUCCUGGAGCUCGUGCCGGCUUAUAACCACCUCCUAGAGAAGGCUGAACUGCUAGCCAAGUUCUCAGAGAAGUUGAAGUCAGAGCCAGAGGAUGUCACCUCCGCCCCGCAUCAGGACUGCUGGGGGGAGUUCUCCAGGCCUGCCUCUGACGGGGUCUCCUCAGCAGCCUCUCUGAGGAUGAUGUGGCAGCAGGAGGAGAAGGAGCUGCAGCUGGUCUGCGGUGAGAUGGCCUACCAGGUGGUGAAGAAGAGCGCAGCCCUAGACACCCUGCAGUCACAGCUGGAGGAGCGCCAGGGCAGGCUGGAAGCCCUGCAAGCCUGCGUGGUACAGCUAAGCGAGGCGCGGGCGCAGCAGUCCCGGCAGCUGGAGGAACUGCAGGCGGAGAACGCGGCGCAGAGAGAAGCCUACCGGGCGCUGCUAGAGCAAGCAGCACACCAGGAGGCCGCACUGCGCAGGCUCCAGGAGGAGGCACGGGACCUGCUGGAGCGGCUUGUGCAGCGUAAAGCGCGUGCCGCUGCCGAGUGCAAUCUGCGUAAUGAGCGAAGGGAGAGGGCCAACCAAGCCCGGGUGUCCCAGGAGCUGAAGAGAGCGGCUAAGCGGACUGUGAGCAUCAGCGAGAUCCCAAACACUCUAGAAGGUGGGACCAGGGAGGAGUCUGCGCCUCUGUCCCCUGUUGCUACACCCGAGUUCCUGGAGAGUGAGACUUGUGAGAAAUGGAAGAGGCCUUUCAGGUCUGCCUCGGCCACCUCUCUGACACUGUCCCGCUGUGUGGAUGUGGUGAAGGGGCUGCUGGAGAGAGCUUCAAGUCCCCAUGCUAGCAGGUUUUGCUGGAUGCUUUCCUCUCCUCACCCCUGCAGCUUCAAGAAGAGGCGAGGUCACUCGGUGGGGGGUGCCCCUGAGCAGCGGUACCAAAGCAUCCCUGUGUGUGUAUCUGCCCAGAUUCCUACCCAGGCUCAGGACGUCUUGGAUGCCCAUCUCUCUGAGGUCAAUGCUGUUUGUUUUGGCCCCAACAGCAGCCUCCUGGCCACUGGAGGGGCUGACCGGCUCAUCCACCUCUGGAAUGUCGUGGGAGGUCGCCUGGAGGCUAACCAGACCCUCGAAGGAGCUGGUGGCAGCAUCACCAGUGUGGAUUUUGACCCCUCGGGCUCCCAGGUUUUGGCAGCUACUUACAACCAGGCUGCCCAGCUCUGGAAGGUGGGGGAGACACAGUCCAAGGAAACGUUGUCUGGACAUAAGGACAAAGUGACAGCUGCCAAAUUCAAGCUAACGAGGCAUCAGGCAGUGACUGGGAGCCGAGACCGGACUGUGAAGGAAUGGGACCUGGGCCGCGCCUACUGUUCCAGGACCAUCAAUGUGCUUUCCUACUGUAAUGACGUGGUGUGCGGGGACCACAUCAUCAUCAGUGGCCACAAUGACCAGAAGAUCCGGUUCUGGGACAGCAGGGGCCCCCACUGCAUCCAGGUCAUCCCUGUACAGGGCCGGGUUACCUCCCUGAGCCUCAGCCACGACCAGCUGCAUCUGCUUAGCUGUUCCCGAGACAAUACACUCAAGGUCAUCGACCUGCGAAUCAGCAAUAUCCGACAGGUGUUCAGGGCGGAUGGCUUCAAGUGCAGUUCUGACUGGACCAAAGCUGUGUUCAGCCCUGACAGAGGCUAUGCGCUGGCAGGCUCCUCAAAUGGAGCCCUGUACAUCUGGGAUGUGGACACUGGGAAACUGGAGAGCAGCCUACAGGGACCCCACUGUGCCGCUGUCAACGCCGUGGCCUGGUGCUUCUCUGGGAACCACGUUGUGAGUGUGGACCAAGGCAGGAAGGUGGUGCUCUGGCACUAGGGGCACGGCUUCCCUGUCUGGAUCGGAGCUGUGUUCUGAAGCCCGAAGCCAGAGAACAGCCUCUUUCUGAUCUGGACUCCAGAGCUGCGCUUUGAUUCAACUGUAGAUGUUAUGUGAGGGCUGGCAGGACCCGGCCUGUUUGUCUAAAAUCAAAGUGUGAGCUAGGGAUUACAAUUUUUUAAAAGUCGCCGGGCAGCGGUGGUGCACGCCUUUAAUCCCAGCACUCGGGAGGCAGAGCCAGGCGAAUCUCUGUGAGUUCGAGGCCAGCCUGGACUACAGAGUGAGAUCCAGGA